This is a messenger RNA of Marasmius oreades (fairy-ring Marasmius), 1559 nucleotides long. RefSeq lists its product as uncharacterized. The coding region runs from base 339 to 1112 and encodes 257 amino acids. The transcript is spliced from 6 exons. Lineage: Eukaryota; Fungi; Basidiomycota; Agaricomycetes; Agaricales; Marasmiaceae. The record is from RefSeq and is a predicted model, not a curated record.
CUUCGCCUCAUGUAAUACGUUACCAUACGCGCAACCAAGGCGUUUUAUGAACCACGACCUUACCCCGCGACUGGCUUCAUUUCGCGACACCUACCAGACAUGUGCGGACGCUAUUAUGCUGGUUCCACGCGCUCACCAUGAGGAUCUUCAUGGAUGAAAAAUUAAAAGGAAUCAGGAUGGAACUACCAUCAUUCGGGGUAAUUGCGUAGCAUCAUGAGUAUGUUCGUUGUCGGGCCUGGCACCAAAGGGACGUUUUUUCCAUAUAGGGUCGGCGAUAUUCCACAGUCGGGAGGACAGUACUCACUCUUGUGCUCACUCUGUGAGUGCGGGACUCCGAGAUGACGACAAGUUUCCACCUCCACAUUUUCUCAGUUUCGACAUUUGACCCAUUUGAUUAUUUGAUCAUUAUGGCGUUUAGGGUCAAAUUUACAUACGGUUACCGCCCAGUUACCACGUUUUCCGAAAUGAUUCACACCUAUCAGCAAGCUAUCAGAAAAAUUUUAUCUCGCCUUGGUCCUUACUUCACCCUUUCCUUUAUGGAAAUACGGGAAUUGCUUACUGCCGCCUGUUCAGGUAUAAAAGAGCAGCCAACUUCCUGUUCUACUUUUCAUCCCCCAUCUCUCUUGCGAUCGAAACGAAUCAUUGUACACUUGACGCGUCCGCACCUUUAUCUCAGUUUGUUUCCUACCCUCCAACGUUCAACUUACCACUUCACCAUGGUCCGCCUUGCAACUCUCUUCUUCCUCGUUGCUUCCCUCUACACCGUACUGGCUGUCCCCGUGCCGUCCAACUCCAGUACUGGAGACUCGCUCGAACAGCGCAGUCAAUUCUGGGGGCGUGCCACAUUCUUCUAUGUUGGCUUAGGAAACUGUGGAUGGAACAGUGUUGAUUCCGACUGGGUGGUGGCCCUAUCAUUGGGCUCAAACUACGACAACGGUGCCCAUUGUGGUCGGAACGUUCGAGUCAAUGCCAACGGUGUCUCCCGGACGGCCACAGUUGUAGACUCGUGCCCCUCAUGUGGAUGGGGAGAUCUCGACAUGUCCCCAUCCUUCUUCCAGAAUUUUGCCUCGCUUGAUGCCGGCGUCUUCCAAAUGUCUUGGGAUUGGGCUUGAAAGCCACUCUCAUUUCUAGACCUAUAGAAUCCUCAACCAUAGAGGCAAGUAGCAGGAAUCUCCUUGCCAAAUCGUAGAAGAAAAAAAAGAUAGAGUGCACUGGGUGCAACUGUAUUGUACCGGGUCUUUUGUGUAUUUUUUGAUGUCGUUUGUUGUUUUUUUAUUCUCUCCUACGUAUCCUUUUUAUUUCGGGUAUUACUAAACCGCGGUUGGACGUCGACGGUCGCGAGGCACGGUUCACUUGAGGUGGAUGUCUCUUACCCGUUCCUCCCGGUGGCGAAAGGGCUUGUUUGUUGUAGUGUUACGAAAAUUAUUAUACUUAACGUAGAAUCCUUGUUCUAGAAAUUCAGAUACUUAUCAUUAUCGUUGUAAACAUCCUUACUACGGGUGUUCAAAAUUGCAAUAUUCAACGUUCAAUGUUUAAGCCGAGUGUGUUCGAUUCCAGUG